AGGAUUAAAGAAGCAAUCGGGUUAAGAGACUCCACGUCCAAGGAAUUAAAGUAUCGGCAAUUGAGAGAUCGUAGAGGAGGAGAUCAAGAUCAGAUAGUUCGUGGACAACAGGUUAGAGGGGCUCAACAUCAGCGUCGUUAAAGCAUGGCGGACCAAGCAUCAGAGUAAGCGUUGGGGAAAACUUUUAAGUUAUUUGGACUUUGUGGUUGAAAGUUAAGAACUGGAGAUUCUGGUCGUUUGUUUCUUUUAAAAAUAUGAUUUGGAGUUUUGCCCACAUGUUUAGGGCUUGUCAUUGAGAUUUCAAAUUAUUAAAGUUUGGUGUAUUUAUUUUAAG
This is a messenger RNA of Linum tenue, 334 nucleotides long. The record is from the annotation of a GenBank genome assembly. Lineage: Eukaryota; Viridiplantae; Streptophyta; Magnoliopsida; Malpighiales; Linaceae.